This is a messenger RNA of Chenopodium quinoa (quinoa), 1120 nucleotides long. Its product is annotated as ethylene-responsive transcription factor WIN1-like. Lineage: Eukaryota; Viridiplantae; Streptophyta; Magnoliopsida; Caryophyllales; Amaranthaceae. The transcript has 2 exons. Gene Ontology annotation, biological process: regulation of DNA-templated transcription. The record is from RefSeq and is a predicted model, not a curated record. Gene Ontology annotation, molecular function: DNA binding; DNA-binding transcription factor activity. Bases 115 to 786 code for a protein of 223 amino acids.
GUGCAACAACUCACUGGGCAAAAUAUCAAUUUAUACUUGUUGCCUCUGUCUGUUUUGCCUAGGCAGAGAGAUUUAGGAGAGAGAAAGACUGAUAAUUAGAUUAUUCAUCAUAUAAUGGUACUUCCUUCUAAGAAGUUCAGAGGCGUCAGGCAACGCCAGUGGGGCUCUUGGGUUUCAGAGAUCCGCCAUCCUUUAUUGAAGAAGAGGGUGUGGCUAGGGACAUUCGAGACGGCCGAGGAAGCCGCUAGAGCGUAUGAUCAGGCAGCCAUACUAAUGAAUGGUCAAAAUGCGAAGACGAAUUUCCCAAGAGACAAGAACAAUUCAUCAAGUAAUGGUUCAAAGAGUAACACAAAUAAUGACCAAGAUAAAAUUCCACCAUUCAACUCAGCAUUAUCAGAAAUACUUAGUGCUAAGCUUAAGAAGUAUUGCAAGGAUCCUUCUCCUUCACUCACUUGUCUUCGACUCGACACCGAUAAUUCUCACAUUGGUGUGUGGCAAAAGAGGGCCGGAAGUUGUUCGAGUUCGAGUUGGGUCAUGAGAGUUGAACUUGGUAAAGCCGCCUCAUCAAAGGAAAACAAUACUACUACUACUAAUAAUAAUACAAGUAUGUUGCUUGAUAAUAAUGAUGGUUCUCCUAUAUCUUCUUCUUCGAAUUCGUCGAAUUCUACCUCGUCUUCGGUUUUAGAGGCAGGAGGUGAUGAUAAUAUGACUGAAGAAGAUAAGGCUGCAUUGCAAAUGAUAGAAGAGCUACUCAAUUGGAACCCUCCUACUUCUUACUUGAACUAACCAUGAUUAUUAUAAGUACGAUUAGUAUAAAACUAUGGAUUAUUAGCGGCAUAGUUUUAGCUUCUAUAUAAUCAUAUCACAUAGAAAUAUAUAUAGGAUUAUUGGUUAUAAUGUCUUAAAAUAGUAAUGGGUUGGGUUAUACGAAGUGUCAUACCAAGUAUAAUGUAAUUUGACAAUGAAUUAUUACUCAAUUUUAACCCGGAAAAUAAUGGGUGCAAAUGAGUAACAAUUAGUGAUAUGAAAUAUGUACAUAUAUCAUAUAUGGUCCUAUGAAUUUCAAAUGACUAUUAUUGUAUUUAAUUUUCGUCUAUAUAUAUUUAAUUUUGCAUGUGAA